Molecule: messenger RNA, 3030 nt
Organism: Pseudophryne corroboree (corroboree frog)
Lineage: Eukaryota; Metazoa; Chordata; Amphibia; Anura; Myobatrachidae
Gene: MSH2
Product: mutS homolog 2
Exons: 16
Coding region: 87-2885 (932 amino acids)
Biological process (GO): mismatch repair; mitotic recombination; somatic recombination of immunoglobulin genes involved in immune response
Cellular component (GO): nucleus; MutSalpha complex
Molecular function (GO): mismatched DNA binding; ATP-dependent DNA damage sensor activity; ATP binding
Source: RefSeq, a predicted model, not a curated record
GCGGCUACGUAAUGAGUACGGUGUCUGGGUGACGCAGCGGUCUGUCUGGCUGUCAGUCAGUGCCAGUGUUGGCGGGAGAUUCCAGCAUGGCUGUGCAGCCUAAGGAGAAGCUGUCCAUGGACAGCGGGGCGGAGAGCGGCUUCCUCAGCUUCUACCACUCCAUGCCGGACAAGCCGGAGACCACCGUGCGGGUGUUCGAUCGCAACGACUACUACACGGUGCACGGCGGGGACGCGCUCUUCGCCGCUAAGGAGGUCUUUAAGACUAAUGGGGUCAUCAAGUACCUGGGCUCAGGGAGCAAGAAACUGGAGAGUGUGGUGCUCAGUAAAAUGAACUUUGAGUCUGUAGUGCGGGACCUUUUGCUUGUCCGCCAGUAUCGUGUAGAAGUGUACAAAAACAAGUCGGGAAGCAAAUCCUCAAAGGACAAUGACUGGCAACUGGCUUUCAAGGCCUCACCAGGAAACCUCACGCAGUUCGAGGAGAUUCUGUUUGGAAACAAUGACAUGUCGUCUGCAGUUGGAGUUGCAGGCAUCCGGUUGGUCAGUGCUGAUGGACAAAGAGUGGUUGGUGUUGGUUAUGUGGAUUCAACGUUCCGGCGGCUUGGAGUUUGUGAAUUCCCUGAUAAUGAUCAGUUCUCAAAUCUGGAAGCUUUACUCGUUCAGAUUGGGCCAAAGGAAUGUGUGAUGCCGGGGGGAGAUGCGGCCGGUGACAUGGGGAAAGUCAGACAGAUUGUCCAGCGUGGUGGGAUCCUCAUUACAGAUAGAAAAAAAGGCGAGUUCACCACCAAGGACUGUGUACAAGACCUGAACCGUUUACUCAAAGCAAAGAAAGGAGAACAAGUCACGAGCGCUGCGUUACCGGAGAUGGAGAAGCAGGUUGCAAUGUCGGCUUUGUCAGCAGUCAUGAAGUAUUUGGAGCUUCUGUCGGAUGAGUCAAACUUUGGACAGUUUCAGAUGAGCAGCUUUGACCUGAGUCAGUACAUGAAACUAGAUAAUGCUGCUGUAGGUGCAUUAAAUCUCUUCCAGGGCUCGGCUGAGGACACAAGUGGCACGCAAUCACUGGCUGGGCUGCUCAAUAGAUGCAAGACCCCUCAGGGUCAGAGAUUGAUCAAUCAGUGGAUCAAGCAACCGCUUAUGGACAAGAACAGAAUUGAGGAGAGGUUGAAUUUGGUUGAGGCGUUUGUGACUGAUGCAGAGCUCCGGCAGUCUCUACAGGAAGAUCUACUGCGGCGCUUUCCGGAUUUUAAUCGCUUGGCAAAGAAAUUCCAGAGACAGACUGCAAACCUGCAGGAUUGCUACAGACUACAUCAGGCUGUAAAGCAGCUCCCUGGCGUAGUUCAUGCCUUGGAGAGAUAUGAAGGACCCCACCAGAUGCUGCUGCUGGCCGUCUUUGUGACCCCGCUCACUGAUCUUUCUGUGGACUUCUCUAAAUUCCAAGAAAUGAUAGAAACUACAAUGGACAUGGAGCAGGUAGAAAAUCAUGAGUUUCUGGUAAAAGCUUCUUUUGAUCCCAACCUGACAGAACUGAGGGAGAAGAUGGAUGACCUGGAAAGGAACAUGCAGGCUACGCUCAGCGGUGCUGCCAGGGAACUAGGACUGGAUCCUGGGAAAAGCAUAAAAUUGGAAUCUAACGCACAACUGGGUCACUAUUUCCGGGUAACCUGCAAGGAGGAGAAGUCCCUGAGAAACAACAAGAAGUUUACAACAAUUGACAUCCAGAAGAACGGAGUGAGGUUCACCAACAGUAAACUGAGUUCGUACAGUGAGGAAUACAUGAGAAACAGGGAGGAGUAUGAGGAGGCGCAGAAUGCGAUCGUUAAAGAAAUCAUUAAUAUCUCUUCUGGAUAUGUGGAUCCGAUUCAGACUCUGAACGAUGUAAUUGCUCAGUUGGAUGCGGUUGUCAGCUUUGCUUACGUCGCUAAUGGAGCACCGGUGCCAUAUGUUCGCCCCGUCAUCUUGGAGAAGGGACAGGGAAGAAUCGUGCUGAAAUCUGCCAGACACCCGUGUAUUGAAGUGCAGGACGACGUGGCGUUCAUUCCCAAUGACAUAAUGUUCGAGAAGGAGAAACAGAUGUUUCAUAUUAUCACUGGUCCUAAUAUGGGUGGUAAAUCCACGUAUAUUCGCCAGACGGGAGUGAUUGUCCUCAUGGCUCAGAUUGGCUGCUUUGUACCAUGUGACUCGGCGGAGGUGAGCAUAGUGGACUGCAUCCUAGCACGAGUCGGAGCGGGAGACAGCCAGCUCAAAGGAGUCUCCACUUUCAUGGCUGAGAUGUUAGAAACUGCCUCAAUCCUCAGAUCAGCAACUGAGGACUCACUGAUCAUUAUUGAUGAACUGGGAAGAGGGACCUCCACCUAUGAUGGCUUUGGACUGGCCUGGGCGAUCUCAGAGUACAUCUCCUCUAAAAUCCGAGCAUUUUGCAUGUUUGCCACCCACUUCCAUGAAUUGACUGCUCUGGCUGACCAGGUGCCAACCGUGAACAAUUUGCACGUCACAGCACUUACAACAGAUGAGACUCUGACCAUGCUCUACCGGAUCAAGAAAGGUGUCUGCGACCAGAGUUUUGGAAUUCAUGUAGCGGAGCUGGCUAACUUUCCAAAACACGUGAUUGAGAACGCCAAAUCGAAGGCUCUGGAGUUAGAAGAAUUCCAGUUUAUUGGGACUCAGUCGGACGGUGAGGAGGAACCGGCCUGCAAGAGGCGUUAUAAAGAGAAAGAGGAAGGUGAGAAGAUAAUCCAGGAGUUUCUUUCCAAAGUGAAAGCUCUGCCACUUUCCGAAAUGUCUGAGGAAGACAUAAAGUUUAAACUGAAUCAGUUCAAAGCCGACGUUCUAGCGAAGAAUAAUAGCUUUGUCAAUGAAGUUAUUUCCCGCACAAAGGUAUCCUCCUGAACCUCUGAAGGAAAAGCGCAUAUUCUGGGAAGGGUGAGCGCUAUCUCUGGCUGUUCUCUCAGCUGUUUGUAGUACUGUAACGAAUUGGGAAAUGCUCUUUGAGGAUCUGCUGUAGAAAGGAAUAAAACGUUUUCGUUUUUUUGUA